Molecule: messenger RNA, 5360 nt
Organism: Polyodon spathula (Mississippi paddlefish)
Lineage: Eukaryota; Metazoa; Chordata; Actinopteri; Acipenseriformes; Polyodontidae
Product: pleckstrin homology domain-containing family A member 7-like
Exons: 22
Coding region: 1420-4671 (1083 amino acids)
Molecular function (GO): protein binding
Source: RefSeq, a predicted model, not a curated record
AUAUUUCAUUGAUUCUGCGCAUCUUUGUGUUAUGGCUCAGCUGUUAAUUUAGGAACUCAUUACAUGAUUGGAAAAUGCAGUCUUUCACAAAUCCUGCAUCAGCAAAUGACAGUUUUUCUUUUGCCAACAGCCAAGCAAUCUUAAGCUACUCAACGUGAUCAUUUCUGUUUCACUGAUUGCUGUUUUUAGUACCUGCUGAGUAAUUAGCUACAGUUUCAAACUGACAAUUUUACGUCCCAUUCAGCAGAUCCAAGUGGAAAAUGUAUCUGCAAAACAAGUGUGAUUCAUGAUCAUUUGGCGCUUCAGCUUAACAACAAGAACCACUCAGACUUGUGUUGCACAUAAAAAGGUUUGUCAUUCAGUUCUAUAACGGAAACUUCCAGCUCCCGCCUUUCGCUAAUGCUACGCUUUGGUGCCAACUUCGCCUUCUUUGAAACAGCUGGGAUAUUUUCAUUCAAAUCUCUACGACUUGAACACAGAAGGCUUUACCCUGUCUUUUGUAAAUCACACCGCAAAGCGAUCCAUUGAAACCACCAAACGCAAACUGUACACUACAAACCAAUGAGUUGAGGAAGCUUGUUGAUCACGUUACUGAGGUAUGGAAGCCAGUGUACAGUUUUUAGCGCCAUCUGCUGUUUGGAACAAAUUGAAUUUUUUAUUUUAUGUAUUCACUGUCAGGAAUUAUAUUAUUAAAUACGCAAUCAAUCCUGUUGAAACUAUUCUGUGCUUAUGUGUUGAUCCACCAAUAAUCUUUUGAGAUCCAGGAAUGGCUACCACUGCUCUAUCCUAAUCCCUUAUCAAAAAUGGUUUAUUGAACAGAUUAUUUAGAUACUCCAGGCUGUAAAACUGACCAUGGAUUUAGUACAAAAAAGAAAAUAUGUAUUAUUUCAAUCCACAACGGUGGUUUUAUGUAAACAGAGAACUAUUACAUUUUGACACCCAGUGAAUACUUGUCAAAUACAGGUGCAGUAAAUUACAAGGAGGGUAUGUCUGCUCAUAUUUUUAAAUACUCUGGCCUACGUUAAAACAGUUUUGUCCUGAUUUGUGCUUUUAACAAAGAAUGAAAGCAACCCCCUUGUGUGUUUUAUCCUUUUUUUUUUCCUGUUCUACUAAUUUAGGAAUAACUGAAUUGUCUCAUCUUGCCUUGUCACUAACAUUACUUAUUCACCUACUAACAGUUGCAACGUUAGAGAUGCCCGAGUAGAAUCACAGAGUUUCACUUUGUUUACAAGCAGGCUUACGGCCAGCCUCUUCACUGUUUGCUCAACUCUUUGUCCUUCUCUCAUUCCUAUUGGCCUGUUCCCUCACUUUGACCCCCUGGGUCUGCUCUUCUUGUGCACUGCGGGAGAGAGCCCAUUCUUCCAGAAAGGCUAUCCUGAAAAAGGCACCUCCGUGCAUGAAUAGGCUACCCAUACUGGUAUGCGAUCUUACAUUUAUAAUAAGAACUCUAUCAUUGGGUCCCAGGCUGAGCACUGUGGGAUGAGAACGUAUUACUUCAGUGCAGAUACACAUGAAGAUAUGAACAGCUGGAUCCGUGCCAUGAACCAAGCAGCACUAAUGCAGACCCACACGGCAGAAAGAGAAGCAGGGAAAACGGAAAAGCAAGCCGUUCCCCAGACGAACCACGUGAACUCAAACAAGGGCUACACCCAGGCAGCGGUGCCUCCGAAUCAAGAGCGGACCCUGAGACCAGUUGGCGAGACGCUUGGCUUCGAGAAGCGGGAGGAGAUUCGUAAAGAAAGCGAAGAUGAGGAGAGGUACGGCUUUUGGAAGGACACGCUCGAGGACCAAAACAAAGUGAAGUCUCCAGCGAGGGUAGUGGAGGUUGACAGUUUGGUUACUGAGCCUGUCGGUUCGUCUCGUGCCCAGCCGGUCCAGAGGAAUGGAACCCUACCCAGCGCAAUGCCAGCGGAGCAGAAUGGAAACCCUGUGUACAAGAGAGGGUUUGUGCCCAGAACAGACACAGAGAAGCAUGUGCAAAGAAAGACCAACUUGUCACAGGUGGAGCACUGGGUGAAACUGCAGAGAGGAGACUCUAAAAGUUCCAGCCUUCCAGCAUCCGAACAAACUCUUUCUCGGAGAACUCCUGCCAGCCAGCCCCAGCCGAGCACUGAGAACUACCAGACUUUGCCAAAGAACUCCCGGCAGCCAUCGAGCAGCCCCCCUCCGGUGUCUCGCAACCUGCCAAGCGAUUACAAAUACGCCCAUGACCGGGUCAGCCACUUUCGCAUGUCCAACCAAGAGCGCAAGGCCCACAAGGAGGGCACUGUAUGGCAGCUCUACGAGUGGCAGCAAAGACAGCAAUUCAAACACGGCAGCCCUACUGCCCCCAUAUACACAGGUGCUCCAGACUAUGUCGACUCCAGUGCCCCAAAGGUUUCAUUAGAGGCCCCUCGGUCCAUUUCGGUACCACCUUCCCCCUCUGACAUCCCCCCAGCGGGACCACCACCCAAGGCCUUGUCGCCUCGGAGACCGCACACUCCUGCAGAGAGGGUCACGGUUAGGCCUGUCGGUGAGAGGCCGACUGCUGACAUCCCUGCAUCAGGUUCGCCACGCAGGAUACGCGCUCAUGUUUCAAAGACAGCACAUGUUGACAGACGCUCCUUGCCACCAAUGGGCUACAUGACACACACAGUGAGCGCUCCCAGUUUGCAUGGGAAAACGGCUGAUGAUACUUACAUGCAACUGAAGAAGGACCUGGAGUAUCUAGACUUGAAGAUUAGAAAUAUUAACCCUUUGAUCAUCAUGGUUCACAAGGUGUUGCACAACUCUGCACAAGGUUUACGGCCCUGUUUAAACGUGUCAGGGCGUGAUGUCUUUAAAGACAGAUCUGCAAAACCUCUUAAAAUUGCUGAAAGUGAUGUGGAUGUGAAGUUAAGCCGGUUGUGUGAACAAGACAAGACCCUCCAGGACUUGGAAGCGAAGAUAAGGAUACUGAAGGAAGACAAGGAUAAGCUGGAGUCCGUUUUAGACGUGUCCCACAGGCAGAUGGAACAGUACAAAGAGCAGCCAGCCCAUGCAGAAAAAAUAGCCUGCCAACAAAGACUUCUGCAAGAGGACCUGGUUCAGAUCAGAGCCGAGAUAUCCAGAAUCUCGACGGAAAUGGAAAAAGCCUGGAGUGAAUAUGGGAAGCUGGAAAUGGACGUUGACCAGCUGGGAGAAGCGCUACAGGAACAAAUGAACAGAACAAUUCUCUCUCAGCAGGAAAAAUCACAAAUGCAGAAGGACUUGUGGAGGAUUGAGGAUGUGAUGGCAGGCCUCAGUUCCAGUAAAGCCAAUUAUAAAUUUACCAUUGAUUCUGUUCAAAAUCCAGAAAGACAAAUUGUGCCUUCAAUGUCAUCGCUAUCAGUGCCUUCGUUGUCCAUGUGUGUCUCUGAGCGGGAGAGUAGAUCGUUCAUGCAGCGCAGCUCCCAGCUGAGUCCUUCAGUGGAGACGAGGCUUCAGCCACAGGAGCAGCUCAGACCUCAGCCUCACCUGCUGCAGCUACAGAACCUCCAACCUCAUUCACUCUUUAAACCUGUGCCAAAGCUGGCAGAGGACGAGGCUCCCCCCAGACCCCCCUUGCCAUCCAUCUACAGCCCUGAUGAUCAGCCUCCUGCUGUACCCCCCCUUCCCAAAGAGGCUUCAGUCGUCAGACACAUGUCAGUGCGGGGCCUGAAGCGCCAGUCCGACGAGAGGAAGAAAGACCGAGAAUUCGGGCAGUAUGUGAAUGGGGACUAUAAGGUAGAGCUGCGAUCGUACAUGAGCGAACCUGAACUUAUCAACAUAGGAAGUGACCCCAGUCAGUUAAGCAUAGGAGCCUCUGGUCCUGACAGUGGGUACCAGACGUUGCCAAAUAGAGGACUGUCAGGCUCAACUUCAAGACUUAACCAGUCAACAAAUAUUCCUUCUUACGUAACACUUCAAAGAGGAGUUACUGCAUCUGGUUUAAAGGAAAGACCAAAGAGUGCCUUGGAGCGCCUUUACUCUGGAGAUCACCAAAAAGGCCGGAUGAGUGCGGAAGAACAACUGGAACGAAUGAAGAGGCACCAGAAGGCACUGGUCCGGGAGCGCAAGAGGACACUGAGCCAGGGAGAGCGCCUGUCUAUCUUGUCACACUCCUCCUCACGACCUGUCUCUGCAGACGUGAGCUCAUGGAAGCGAGAGCAAGAAUUUGAUUUACAGUUGCUAGAGCGAGAGUUGCGCGGGGAAGACAAGGGGAAAGAGAAAUCUGAUGACUGGCUGACAGUUCAAGCUGUGCCAAUGAAAGAGGCAGAUUUGGAGCCUCAAGAUUAUGAUCUGGACAUCAGCAGAGAGUUAUCAAAACCAGACAAAGUUUUAAUUCCAGAGCGAUACGUGGAAAUGGAUCCAGAGGAACCUCUCAGCCUUCAGGAGAUGGAGGCCCGCCAUCGUAAAGUAGAACGGAUCAAAAGCAUCCUCGCCAAAUCAAGUGUUCAAAACGUGCAGCCAGCAGUUAGUCUGGAUACACAUGACUUCACAGAUCUGGACUCUACACUGCAGGAGCAGGAGCGUAUUAUCACAAUGUCCUAUGCCCUGGCUUCAGAAGCAUCCCAGAAAAGCAAGCAGGUAGCAGCUGAACAGCAGGUGUAUGAACCCAAUGCACCCUCUCCUUCUGUUGCACAGGCACCUUAUCCCCCCCUAAGCAAUGGAUUUCACUACAGAUUUGUCUAAUUUGAAACCAAAGCCACAGCUGAACAUUAAGGUGCUGAGGAAACGCUGAUGUGGGAUACUAAGAACAAAGAAGCAGCAUGGAAGAGGAAGAGCUUGUUCAUGUUUAGAUUAGAUUGUGAAAGCUUAGUGUUUGGAGCUAAAACUAUUUUAAACUGCACAUUUGUUUAAUGAAAAUAUUAAAAGGGAUUUAUUUUGUAAAAUAACUCAAUCUUUGCAGUGAAUGCUGAUGUGAAUAUUAACUGUGGAAGUGUCUAACACAAUGUUAAUACUGUACCAGAGUAACCUUUUUAUACAUGCUAUUGCACUUUUAAUACAAACUGUAGAGUAAUGAGAUUAAAGAUCAGAAUGUGUGUGGUUUUUACAAAAAAAAAAAGUUUCACAAUGUUUGCAGUGUUUUAUGAAUACAAGGGUAGGUUUGUGUUUUUAAAUGUAUGUUACGAUGUUAAAAUGACUAAAAAGUCAUUUUAAAAAGGAUUGUAUACAAGGUCCUCAAUGAUUUUCAUCAAAUUGCUGAUUGUAUUUUUGUCUAAAACUCAAUUAUAUUCUUACACCAAAUCAAUUAAAAAAAUAUUUAUUAUCUAAUCCAGCACUGCCAUUAUAGACUUCAUAAUAGUUUGCCAAAUGGAUUUUAUUUUUUUGCUUGGAAACUCAGCAUAGAAAAAACACAUUUUAUCUGAAUAUUUCGGGGG